AUGAUGGAACUGAUCAUGGAGCUCUGGAUGCAGCACUCCUUGGCGCUGCCCCUCAUGGUGGUCUUUGAUUGGAUGCGCCAGCAGCCAUGGUGCCGCCCGCGCCUCGACUCCUACAGCCUCGCCGUUCAGAUCGCCGCCCACUCCCGCAUGUGGGGACGAAGCGAGGCGCUGUUCGAGGAGAUGCAGGCGGACGGCGUGCGGCCGGACUCGUUUGUCUUUUCUGCGAUGGUGCGUGUGCUGGCGCAGCAGGGGCGGUGGGAGGAUGCGAUUGGAUUGGUGGAGAGGCGGGCGGCAGCAGACGUCCCGGAGCUGAUGUCACUAGUGAAGGUCUUGCUGCACGACAUGGCAUGCUCGCCACACGCCGCCUCCCUCACAGCAGCCCUCCUCUCCUCACUCUCCUCCCUCCCCUCCUCCUCCUCUCCCUCCUCCUCCGCCUCCUCCUCGCCAAACCCCUUUUCUCUCGACCACGAGUCAUACCGUCUGCUCCUCCGCUCCUUCUACUCCCACAACCACCUCCCCCUCAUCCCACCAACCGUAACAAGCAUGAUCCAAGCAGGCUAUCCUCUCAGCCAAUGGGAUGCCGCCAUGUGGCUCGAGGCCCUGGCUGCCCAGGGCGACGUUGCAGGGAUCCGGGCAGCUGUUGCGGAAAGUUUGGCGCUCGGGCUGCCCGAGCCGGAAAGUUUUCGGAUGGCGUUGGUUCUGGGGUUUGCGAGAGCUGGGGAGAUGGACCGAGCUUGGAUUGUGUUUGUAGGGAAGGAGGAGAGUGAGAGAGUGAGUGAGGGAGUGAGUGAGGGAGUGAGUGAGGAAGUGCAGGAGGGAGUGAGUGAGGGAGUGCAAGAGGGAGUGGCGAGCCAGGUUUCUCAAAAACAGCCUAAGAGGGGUGUGGAGCCGAGCUUGUAUGUGAUGGUGGUGGAGGCGAUGGUGGGGGCGGGGCGCAUGGAACAGGCGGAGGCGGUGUGUGCGGAGUAUGGGCGCGCUCACUUGGUCACUGUGCAGCGGUUCAAAUACGGGCGCCCCUACACUGUACUCCUGUCCGCCUACCUCCUGGCCGGCAAUCUUUCGGCCUUUUCCCGUGUAUGGACAGCAAUGCGGGCGGGCGGCCGCCCGGCGGACAGUUACGCGCUUCGUCUGCUAGCCAAGGCCUGCGCGUCUAUGGGCGGGCUCAGGGGGCUGGCGGUAAUGCUGUGGGCGGCAAAAGAGGAGCGGGAGAGGGAGGUGGGAGGGAGUGAGGGAGAGAGUGAGGGAGGGAAUGAGGGAGGGAGCGUGGGAGGGAGUGAGGAAGUGGAUAGUCCAACGUGGGAAGCUGUCGGGGCGAGCGGUGGAGCAAGUGUAGCAGUUCCAGAAGGCAGUGUGACAGAUGAACCAUGUGCAAGCAGCGCUGCAGUGGCAGCAGGUGCAUCUGCAGCAGCGCCGUUGGCAGAGUUGGCAGCAGGAGCUAUGGUGGUAGAGGUACCCCCGGAAGAGGUGGAGGCAGCAGAGAGGCAGUUCCCCGUGCUGGCGGGCGAGCUGAGGGGUAGCGACAAGGCGCUCAGGGUGGUUGUCAGGUACCUGUUUAAGGAUGCUGACGUGGCGGGUGGGGAUGACAUCGUGCCUGCUGACGUGGCGGCUGGCGAUGAUGUCGUGCCUGCUGACGUGGCAGCGAGCGGGGAGAAGGUGGACGGUGGCAUGGCGGAGGGUGACGGGCACGGGGUUGUUGAGGCGGGAAGCGGAUGGUCGGAGGAGUGUGUGGGUGUGCCGGCAGCAGCUGAGGAGGCUGUGAGCGUGCCGGCAGCAGGACAGCAGCAUGUGUGUGGUGGAAGGGGCGAGGAGGCGUCAGAGGGAGAUCAUGCGGGCGAGUCUGAUUGGGACGUGCUAGGGCAGUCAGUGUGCGCGAGUGAUGGGAUGGUGGAGGGGGUGGAGGGAGCAGAGGCUGUUUUUAAGUCGACUCAAAAACAAACACGUGGUGUGCUGGGGCAGUCGGUGCCGGUUGUGGGUGGCAAAGUGGAGGCUGGUACAGUGCAGCACGGUGGCAGUUGGAGGGAUGAGAACCAACUAGGUGCAGUGCACAUGGCUGUAGCAGAGAUGGCUGUAGCAGAGGCGGCUGUAGCAGAGGCGGCUGUAGCAGAGACGGCUGUAGCAGAGACGGCUGUAGCAGAGACGGCUGUAGCAGAGACGGCUGUCGCAGAGAUGGCUGUAGCAGAGCGGGCUGUAGAGGCAGCUGUAGCAGAGGCAUCACCAGAGGGGGAUUUUCCUGAGGAGAUGGUGGCACAGGCGGCUGGAGGAGAGGCAGAGGCGGUGGAUGACGCUAUAACGAAGGUGAUUGCAGCAGAGGCUGGGGGGAAUGAGGCUGCUGCAGCUGCAGGGAGUGAUGCUGCACCUGAGGAGAUGGUAGCAAAGGCAGUUGGGGGAGUGGCAGAGGUGGUGGAUGGCUCUACAUCGAAGGUGACUGCAGAAGAGCCUGUGGGAAAUGAGGUUGCAGGCACUGAUUCUCAUGCAGUUGAAGGAGACGCACAUAGGGUAGGCAACAGGGUAGGCGACAGAUUAGGCCAGAGGUUCGGCAACAGGUUUGGUCGCGACAGGUUCGGCGACAGGUUUGGCAAUGACAGGGUGGGUGACUAUGUGCAGAGCACUUACUGGGGCGUGGUGUGGAACCCUGAGAGUGGCGCAGAGGGAGGGGAUGCGAGGGCGGGAGGCACAGGCAGGCGGGGCGGAAGGGUGGGAGGGCGGGAGCGGGCGCGGGUGGGGGAGAGAGUGCGGAGUGCGUUGGAGGAGCUAGAGAGGGCGGAGGAGGGGGAGCUGGCGGAGAGAUGGGCGCAGCUGGCGCAGGGGGAGGGGGAGAGGGCAGGGGAGAGGGGAGGGGAGAGGGGAGGAGCGAGGGGGAGGAGGCAGGGGGCGGCUCAGAGAGUGGAGCAGACGUGGGAGCUGAUGGGGGAGAGGCGGGCGAGGCUGCGAGGGGAUCGAGAGCGGUUGAGCCCGGUGAUGGGGGGUGGUCGGGGAGUGAGGGGGGAGGGGAAUGAAGGGGCGGAUGAGGCGGGGAUGGGGGAGUGGGAGCAGGAGGGGGAACGGGAUGGGGAGGGGAGGGGGAGUGAGGUGGUGUGGAAGAGGGUGGAUCCUGAAGAGGCGUGGCUGUUGGUUCAACAGCAGAUGGCGGAUCCCGCCGCGCCUCCGCCCCCUCCUGCUGCAUGGGCGCGUGUUUUCUCUGCCCUGCGCGACCCCGGGCAGUACGGGCAGCUGAAAGAAGUUUACCGGAUGAUGCUAAGUGCUGUGGGGCGGGAGGGGACUCAAAUGCACGGGCAGCAAGGGCAGGAGGGACAGGAGGAGGGUCAAAUGCGCAGGCAGCAAGGGCAAGAAGGGCAGGAGGGACAGGAGGAGAGUCAAAUGCCCGUGCAAGAAGGGCAGGAGGGACAGGAGGAGAGUCAAAUGCCCGUGCAAGAAGGGCAGGAGGAGCUGAGAUGGGUGCAGCAGGGGCGGGAGGAGAUGCAAGUGGGGCGGAGCAUGAGCCGCUAUGCUGGGACUGCUGAUGGGGGGGUCGACAGUAAAAGAAGUGAAACUCAAGAGGGUGACAGUAGGGGGAGGGGCAGCGGUAGAGUUGACAGCAGUGGCAGUGAUAGUAACGAGGGUGAUAGUAAUGAGAGUGCUACAGUGUUCACAGGAGGGUAUGUGCUUCCAUUCAAUCUGGUGCUGAUGUCAGCAUGCAGGCAGGAAGCAGCUGAUGACGUGGCAGCUGUUUUUGGUGACAUGCUCAGUCAUAACGUCAUCCCGUCAUGGGGUGCAUGCGGCCCCAACCAGCCGUUCCCCUCCCCCACAUCGCUCAUUGCCUUUGUUGCCUCUAAAACCUUUCCCCCUUUCCCCUCCUCUCCCUCCCCCCACUCUCUCCCUCUACAGAGGUCGCUGCUCUUCGUGCUGAAGGGUGCAUGUGGCCCCAACCAGCCGUUCCCCUCCCCCGCAACCCUUGUUGCCUUUGUUGCCUCUAAGGCCACUCAGCUGCCACCAGAGCCCCACGCGUCUGAAGAACCGGCGACAGCUGGCGCGGUUACAUCUGAUACAGUUACAUCGGACAGGGUUACGUCUGCGGCGGCCCCGUGUGCCAGCUCAGCGUUGUCCGCGCAUGCCAGCUCAGCGUUAUCCACACGUGCUCGAGAGGUUCUGGAGAACAUGGCAGUGCUGCUGAUCGGAGAGCCGUGGGCCGUUGAUCGUCUGAGAUGGAGCGUGGAGAUCGCAGAGUGCAUGCAGAGGGCUCAGGGCAGCAGCCCCCUCCUUCUGCCCUCUCCUCUCGCGAGACGGUUCUUCUUUGCCUCUAGGAGCCUACGAUUGGUUGGGAAGGAGAGAGAUGAGGAGGGGAGAGGAGAAGCAGAGAAGCGGGAUGAAGGGAGGGGCAGAGAGGAGGUAGAAGAAAUGGAGUAUGUAGGGAAGGGGAGGGAGCAGGGGGGAGGAGAGAAGGGGUCGGAAGGGAGAAGGGGAGGAGUAGAAGGGGAGCAGGAUGAGGAGGCAGAGGAGGGAUUGGAUGGAAGGGGUGUUGGCCUUGGUGCUUCUGAGAGAAGGGAGCUUCUGAAGCAGCAGUUGAUUGGAGUGGUUCGGCCGGACGAGAGACGCGAGGAGGAGAAGUGGGAGGGAGGCUCGGUGGCUGUGCUCGGCUCGGCGGAGGCUCGGGAGGAGCUGGCCGAUCGGAUGGAAGCACUUUUAGAGGCCAGUGCUGCUGCCCGGCAGGCUGCUUGGGAGGAAAAAACUGCCCGGCGGGCAGCUGAACAGGCAGAGUGGGCAGCAAAACAGUUGCGGGUGGAAGCAGAGUGGAGGGAGGAGAGGGAGAGGGAGAGGGGAGUGGCGGUGGAACGGUGGAGGCUGUUGAAGGGGAACGAGAAAGGGGGAUUGUGGCGGGUGAAGGGGGGGGGGGGAGGAGGGUUCGGAGGGGAUGAAGAGGGAAGAGUGAGGGGGAUGGUGAGGGGCGGUUUGGGGGAGGGGCCGGAAGAAGGCAGAUGGGGGGCGGAAACAAGAGGGGAUAGGAUGGAAGAGGAGGAGGAGGUAGAGGAGGGGGAAGCGGAGGGUGCAGCGGGGAAGGGGGUUGCUGUGGGUGCAACAGGCGUGGGGGCAACAGACUUGGGAGAGCAGGAACAGGGGGUGGGGGAGCAGAGGGAGCAGAGGAGGCAGAGGGAGGAGAGGGAGGAGAGGGAGGCGUUUGCAGUGGGGGUGGCGGAGCAGGUCAGGAUGCUUGAGUUCAGCUGGGUGAAGAUACGUGCACGCCUCAACGAGCAGUUGGACCAGGUAGGAGAUGUUUAG
Closterium sp. Naga37s-1 is the source of this 5253-nucleotide messenger RNA. Lineage: Eukaryota; Viridiplantae; Streptophyta; Zygnematophyceae; Desmidiales; Closteriaceae. The record is from the annotation of a GenBank genome assembly.